AUGUCUCAGUCAAGAAGGACAAUUAGUUUAAACCGUACAUUUCGUCAUCUACCAUUUAUAAAACGUAUCAUUUCAUUAACUUUAAUUUUUUAUAUUCUAUCAAUAUUUCUCAUGCAACUGUCAACUUCAAAUAGUGGAACUUCUCAUUCAAACACAAACGUUGUAAUAAAUCUAAGUCUAAUCAAAAAUGAUUAUUUUAUGUCGAAAUCAAUGAUCAAAGAUCCAAGUAUAAUCGUUCCACAAUUGCGUCGGUUACCACAUGUUCAAUAUUUAAUAAGAAAUCAUUUGGCAUGUCAUUCAGUCAUAAAUCGAACAGUUGAUGUUAUUCUAAUGGUAUUAACUCGAGCGAAAAGUUUUGAACGUCGACAUGAAUUACGACGAACAUGGGCUAAGCCGCGAAUAUCAUCCUCAAAUUUAACAAUAAAAGUUGUAUUUAUUGUGGGAAUUGAUGAAACAUCCAUGGCAAUGUUGAAAUGGGAAGAAACAAUGUUUCGAGAUAUUGUUGUUAUUAAUGUACCAGAACAGUAUGAAUACGUUAAUUUUAAAGAAAUAUUUGCUCUUAAAUGGACAAAUUUAUAUUGUCCAAAUGCGCUAUUCGUCGGCAAAGCCGAUGAUGACGUUGUUAUUAAUGUUUUUUAUUUAUUAAAUUACAUCAGUCAAUUACAAAAAUCUUAUGUAAAAGAUGGUCCUCAACCAUUGAUAGCUUAUGGCAACCUUCGUUUCUCAGCAACCGUAUUAAGAACAGGACGAUAUUUUGUUGGAAUUGACGAAUAUCCACUACGAUACAAUCCACCCUAUCUCUAUGGUAUCAUGUAUUUUAUGACUAAGACUGCACGAGAUGCAAUUGUAGAAGCAUCGAACCAGAAACACAAUUUAUUAAGAAUCGGAGACGUUUAUAUAACAGGAAUAUUACGAACAUUGGCUAAUUUUUUUUUACAAAUUUCAGUACGAGAUGAUCACCGUAAACAGUCAAAAAACGCCGCAAAAUGUUCUCAAAAUUCAUUUGUUCCUAGUUCAAUAAUCGAAAAUAAUUUACAAUUUCCAUUAACUCAGAAUGAUUUCAAAUCAUUGAUAAGUGAAGAACUCGUUGUAGCAACAGUACCAUGUUCCACUAAUGAAACUCAACUAUGUCUUAGUUUAGAUAAAAAUUCAUUUAUCGGUUCAGGAUCAUAUGGUAUCGUUGUUCGAGCGGGAUGUAAUAAAGUUACAUAUCCCGUUGCUGUUAAAUUUCUAAAACCACAAUUAGUGCAUAAGUUAGAAAUAGUCACAUACACUGUUACUGGACGAUAUAAUCGUAUUGAUCCAAAUACAAUUGGUAGUAUAAAUAAGGUUUCAACAUCAAAAGAACAAGGUUUACGUGAAGCAGUUGCUUUGCAGAUAUUAACUGAAGCUAAUGUGCAAUCAGUACCAAAAUAUGUUACCUAUAUCGAAACAGAUUCAUAUAAAAUAUUGGUAAUGGAAUUGUUUGUUGGCUUUCAAGAAUUAUCAAAAAUAAUCGAUACGCUGAAAUCAACCGAAUACAAUUAUAUUGCAUGUCAAGUGGCUGCUAUUUCAUGUAAUAUGGAUAUGGCUCAAGUAUAUCAUGAUGAUAUGAAUGAACGAAAUAUUCUUGUUGAUUUUAAUACAUUUGACGUGAAUUUAAUUGAUUUUGGUGGUACUCAAAUGGGUCCAAAUGAACAUGAUAAACAUCAUUUUACAUCAGCAAGUAAUUUUUUGAAACAACCCAUUCAAUUAUUAAGUUCUUUAAAACGUGUUAAUGGACAAAAAUUUUCAACAUUACUUGAUAAUAUACAAUCACAAGAACGAAAAGUAUUAGGAACAUUUUGUAAAAUGAUGGAUAUAUAUACUAAAUCAUCAAACAAUGAAACAAAUCAUUAUAAUGAACUAUUUACAAAAUAUUGGAAAAUUAUUAAAAAAUCGAAACAGUUUAAAUGUGAAAGAAAAAAAAAUUUGAUGUAA
Molecule: messenger RNA, 1959 nt
Organism: Didymodactylos carnosus
Lineage: Eukaryota; Metazoa; Rotifera; Eurotatoria; Philodinida; Philodinidae
Source: the annotation of a GenBank genome assembly